CACCAUAUUCAGAAAAGUCCUUGUUGAUAAAUCAUAAUCCGAGAGAAAAAGACGGUAGAUUGUUCAUCAUAUUUUUCUGUUGUAGAUAGAGCGGCAUAAUGGUACCAUAAUGACAAAUGCAGUAUAUCUUAUUGCAAACCAGUCACUUAGACCUUCGGAAGUAGUCGGUAUUUUUCGGUAGCCGACGGAACCCGACAAGUGCAGCGAACCGAAUCCCGAAGAAGGUUGUUUUGUUCUUACGGUCAGUGACCUUUGUCCCUCCUUUCUGGACAAAGUUCAGUGCAGGGUAUGAGUAUCUGCGAACUUGAGCGAACGUUAAGACGUAGAACCACUCUUUUCUAAGAUGGAAAAGAGUAAAGACGAGAAGAAUCUGGUGCAGAGGGCUUUCAAACAGUACAUUCUGCUGUUGAGGAGAAACCCCAUCGUCACAAAGGCCAUAACAAGUGGUUUGGUGUCAGCACUUGGGAACAUCUUGUCCCAGAAGAUCGUCAGCUAUCGCGGUGGGAAGCCAGCUCCUAUAGAAUGGCUGUCUGUACUCAGAUAUUCAGCUGUGGGAUCCUUUGUGACAGCACCCUGUGCCCACUUCUUCCACCGCUGGCUGGAGAGGACCAUCCCACCAGACAAGGAGUAUGCUGCACUGAAGCGCCUCCUUGCUGAUCGGAUACUCUUUGCACCUCCACUGAUUUUUCUCUUCUUCCUUGUCAUGAAUGCCUUGGAGGGUCAGAACCUUUCCGUGUUCCAGAUGAAGAUGAAGGAAAUGUACUGGACCACGCUGAAGAUGAACUGGAAGGUCUGGACUGUCUUCAUGUUCAUCAACAUCAACUAUGUACCUGUGCAGUACCGUGUCCUGUUUGUGAGCAUGGUGGCGCUGCUGUGGCAGACCAUCCUUGCUUCCAUCAGGAAAUAAACACAUGGAGGAUGACUACACCAUCAGCAGGACAUACUUUCCAACUGUCUGCAGACCUUUGCCAUAAUUUCAAUCAUCAGUUAUUAUUGUUUGACUGUUUUGUGCCUUUUUAAUAGUGCAGAAAAGAAGGGAAAGAAAGUCUUUUAAAAAAGGUGAAAUGCUCUGGCAAUCAGAAAUGCAUGACAUGUAUUAAAUGUCCUUGCAUGUAGUUUGUAAUAUGUAAAGGACUAAAUUUUUUAUAAUGGUAGUUAACCUUAAUCCAGUGGUUUCAAACUGCACUAUUUUGAAAAUAUAUAAUGCAAUUUGAAACUACUGUCCAUCGCCUUGAUAUCUCUUAUUAGUCUUAAUGCCCUGUUUUAACAGUAACAGAUAUAAGUAAUACCCUGCAGAUAAAGAUGAAGUCGCAUUACAUGUACAGUCAUGUAUAAUCAGGAAUUAUAUUUAAUGGAUAUUCUCCACAUACUGCAUUAUGAUGUAAAAGUGCAGCAAGAUGUAUAUAGCAUUUAUAAUGUUACUACAUGUAAUCUAGGAUGCUGUGAUGUAAUUCAUGAAUGUUGAUUUCAUUGUUUCAUUGAAAUAUGGAAUAGGUAACUAAUUACAAAGUGCCUUACAAGAGUUGUAAAAGUGAAGUACCACUCUUAUAUGUGAUUCUUUGCAAUUUAUUAUCAAGAUAUCUACAUUGAAAGCUUUUGAAUGAGAAAACAAAUGCAUAUAAUUAUGAGCCACACACAUAUCAGAAUGUAUGAUUCUCCAGGUAUAACAAGAAUUACUACAGUGUGAUAGUGUCAUUGAAGAUUUAUAUAAUAGACAUCCAGCUAUUAUAAGAUCAAUCGACUGCAUAAAAUUUGGAAAUGGUCAGACCUUUCAGACUUUUAAUCAGUGUGACAAAGAAAUUGAAAAAAUUAAAAGGAAAAAGAGGUAUACAUAUUCCACAUUGUAACCCGUUAACCCAUCUUGACAAGAUUGUUUAAUUUGUAAUAUAUGCUGUAAUUUCAUAUUUUUGUAUUUGAAUAAAAUAUUAAGCAGUUAUUAAACAGA
Branchiostoma floridae (Florida lancelet) is the source of this 1945-nucleotide messenger RNA. Its product is annotated as peroxisomal membrane protein 2-like. Gene Ontology annotation, cellular component: membrane; cytoplasm. The transcript is spliced from 5 exons. Bases 344 to 907 code for a protein of 187 amino acids. Lineage: Eukaryota; Metazoa; Chordata; Leptocardii; Amphioxiformes; Branchiostomatidae. The record is from RefSeq and is a predicted model, not a curated record.